CAUGUCUGCUUCUCCUCGCCUCCCCUGGGAGGUCAUCGAAAGGACCAUCAGCCACUCUGGCGAUGACCGGACGACUCUCCAAAGCUUCUCCCUUACUUGCAAACAACUCCGCCCUCGCAGCCUCUGUCUCAUGUUCGAUGAGGUGCCGUUCAUAUCUCAGAGACAACGGACAUUCUGGCCUUCCGUGACUUUCUCAUUGCAUUCCCGCACCUCCGUCCCCUCGUGCGGGCGAUCAGAACGAACUGUCAUGCUCAUCUUGCAGUCCACUUGCUCCGGGUCCUCCCAUCUGACCCGGAUAUUUACGGACGGACGUUCGCACGCACUCUCGGACUGGAACUCGGACUCGGACUCACAUAGCCAUGCCAGUGGCGGGCCCGGAGAUGCGCUUAGGAGCACGAUGGCAUUUGUCGCGAUCCUGGGCAACUGGUGGUUCCCUCACUUGCCUCUGGAUCCUAUUGGAGGGCUGGGGGCUGCUCAAGACAGUGUUCUGCCAAAUCACCAACGCGGGCGUUUCGCCCAGGACGAGAGCUGCUCUGUUCGACGCAUCUCCUUUCCUCCCCUCCCCUCUUGCUGUUGCGCUCUCGGAUGGGCUAUUGUGGCACGCUAGGCAGACACACUUAGGCAUCAGCGACUUCCGGGCGAUGCGCACGGUCGUCGAGCAGCGAAUAAGCGAGACUCUCGUUAAGACUAGGAAGGACGUGAAGAAGGUGAGGGUGCGGUUCCGGGCGGUUGGUUCGGGGGCUUGA
Dichomitus squalens LYAD-421 SS1 is the source of this 746-nucleotide messenger RNA. RefSeq lists its product as uncharacterized. The record is from RefSeq and is a predicted model, not a curated record. Lineage: Eukaryota; Fungi; Basidiomycota; Agaricomycetes; Polyporales; Polyporaceae. The transcript has 2 exons. The annotation marks the transcript as partial.